Messenger RNA from Ctenopharyngodon idella (grass carp), 3983 nucleotides. RefSeq lists its product as uncharacterized. The record is from RefSeq and is a predicted model, not a curated record. NCBI's taxonomy places the organism in Eukaryota, Metazoa, Chordata, Actinopteri, Cypriniformes, Xenocyprididae. The coding region runs from base 1084 to 2175 and encodes 363 amino acids. The transcript has 4 exons.
UAAAGGUAACACAGGCCCAUGUUUAAGUAUUGUUUUAAUUCACCCCUUUUCCUGACUAACGUGUCCUUUGAUAGGUCGAGGAGUGUUCAGUUGUCACCACUUCCAAAAAGGGGACUUCCUUGUUGAAUACAGAGGAGAAGUCCUUAAUAAACAAGAAUAUGAAAGAAGGCACAGAGUUUAUCAUCGUGCACUUGAAGUAUUUUUCUUUGAAUUGCGCUAUAAUAUGGUAAGUAUAUUACAGUACCUCAUUUACAAUGUCUUGGAAAAUGUACAAAGCUGCAGGUCAACCAGAGAUACAAAGUCAGCUUUUUCUGACUCUAUUCCAGUAGCAGUAAUGAUGAACUAGGAUGAAGACUGGCCGGAAACAUGAUGUAAUUAUUCAGUGAAACCUGCGAUGACUUAUGAGAUUCAGUCAGUGUUAUUACAGCAUGCAGUUAGUGUUGUGUUCUUGCUGUUUCAGGAUUGAUGCUGCCAGAGAUGAUGCUUCUUUGGGCAGACUUGUGAAUGAUGACCACAAGAACCCCAACAGUAAAAUGAGAACGAUCACUGUGGACCGGAAGCCCCAUCUCUGCUCAUUCGCAGUAAAGGACAUCAGUCCCGGGGAGGAGAUAACGGAUAACUAUGGGGAUUGGCCAUGGAGAAGCAAGAUCUGUACACCUGAUCCUCAGCUGACACUUUAUGACACUCAACAGGUGAUAUCUGAGACAGAACGACAGUCCAGUGGUUUGGUCAGCUGUGAAGCAGACGAUGGAUCAGAGGAGUUUGCUCCUGCUGUUGGCAUAAAACUUGCUAUGAUAAACAUGUGAAGCCCAAACCUGACCCCUGAACACCGGUAAGUGUAUUUUAUCAAAUUCUCUCUAAAUGAAUUGAUUGACCCAAAAAUGAAGAUUUACUGAUUAUUUUCUCACCCAUCAAAGAUGUAUAUGGCUUUUUUUGAAGAAGGGCAUGUGCAUAUUUGAUGGCCAGGGAUUGAGUAAAUAAACAUUUUUCCCUUUUGAGUUAACUUUCCCUUCCUGAAGUUUUUCUUUUUAGAUUUUUUUUUUUUCCCCCCAGAAUUCUGAGGAACAGUUUUCCAGUGAGGACAUGUCAGAUCAGGACUAUAUACCCGAUUCUUUAGACAGUUCUGAAGAGAGCGCAGUUUAUUCAGAACUUGAGCAUCCUAAACCAAUCUCAAACAAACAAAAUGUGUCCUGCAUUGAAUCAACUGCAGAAAUUCAAAAUGGCAGACAACAUCAAGAGAACCUCACAGGUAAACACUCUCUGCUGAAAGAUCCAGUUCAAGUAUCAGAUGUCCACAGUGAAAAAAGGACUGGUAAUACUGAAGAAAAGUCUUUAGAGGAUAGCACAAGAAUUGGGGAAAAUCCAUGUGUACAGUCAUCUAAUGUGUCCUCUUCAGUAAACAAAAAGAAUUACUGCUACAUUUGUGGCAAACCACAGUCAAAAUUUACACGUCACUUAAAAAUCCAUGAAAAAACAAACGUGGAUGUUGCUCGGGUCUUGGCACUGCCAAAAUGCUCAAAAGAACGCAAAACAAUGCUGGACAAACUGAGGAACAAAGGGAACUAUGAACACAGUUCAGGUGUUUUAGCGAGUGGGACAGGGUUGUUAAAACUCAGACACAAACCAAAGGAAAAAUAUAAAUCAGAAGAUUAUGUGCCUUGUAUGUAUUGCCCUGCCAUGUUUCUUUGGAGAGAUCUGUGGCGACACGUUCGAAAUUGCCUUUCCAAACCAGUGGAGGAUCGGGCAGAGCCAGGAAGAACUAGGGUCUUGUCUUUGGCAACAAUGUCUAACGCAGCCCCGUGUCAACAGAUAUCACUGGGUGUUUGGAAGCUGUUGACUGUUAUGAAAGAUGAUGACAUCUCUGCUGCUGUCCGGAGUGACUUCUGCACUCUUCAGCUGGCCCAGUCAUUUUUCAAUAAACAUGGACAGGAUCCCACUAAAUAUGACUAUAUUCGACAGAAGCUCCGGGAAGUUGGUAGACUUCUCCUGAUCCUGCGAAGAGAGUUUUCAAUACAGGAUGCUGUAAGACCUGCCAAUUUUAAGGUGCUUAUCCAAGCUGUCAAGAAGGUGUCUGGGUUUAAUGAUGAAAUCACUCCUACCAGACUCCAGGCCUUGCUCUCAAGUUGGGUCACUCAUUGCAAAAGAUCUGUAACAUUAUACACUGCAGAGCUUUAAUGGCAGAAGACACUGAGGGGAUAAGGUCAACCCAGACAUUCAGAAAGCUGUACAGCACGAAGUGGGCUGAACUUAUUUCCCACACAGCUUUGGCUACCUUGAGUGAGGCACACUUUAACAAACCAUCCACCAUCCCCUUCACAGAGGAUGUUCAGUGUCUUCAGCAGCAUCUUGAAAAGGUGGCAGAUUUAGCAUCUGAGAACUUGAAAAAGACCCCAUCAGCACAAGCCUAUGGGGAACUUUGCAGAGCAGCUCUAGCUAAAGUAAUACUGUUCAACCCAAGACGUGGAGGAAAAAAACGUCCUUGAAAGGGACACAGCUCCCCUCCAUGCGGAUGUUGCUGCUGGCCUAACAAAGUUUGAACAAAAACUUUGUGCACGUUUUAGUCGGGUGGAAAUUAGGGGUAAACGGGCGCCAAAAGUUGCAGUGUUGCUAUCGCCAUAUAUGGUCGAUGCCUUAACACACCUCAUAAGGUGAAGGAAAGAGUGUGGAGUCCCAGAAGAAAACUCAUUCCUCUUUGGGAGACCAAAUUGUUUGAGUGCUGUUCUUUUGAACUUUCUAUUCAUCAAAUAAUUCUGAAAAGAAUUUUACACAAUUCUUCAUCAUCAAAUCAUCAUAUCAGAAUGAUUUCUGAAGGAUCAUGUGACACUGAAGACUGGAGUAAUGAUGCUGAAAAUUCAGCUUUGAUCACAGAAAUAAAUUACACUUUACUAUAUAUUCACAUAGAAAACAGAUGAUUUACAUUGUAAAUAUUUCACAAUUUUACUGUUUUUACUGUAUUUUGGAUCAAAUAAAUGAAGUCUUGGUGAGCAGAAGAGACUUCUUUUAAUAAUAAUAAAUCUUACUGUUCUAAUAAUUUUGGCCACACUGUAUCUGGGAAAAGAAAUGAUCACUACAACUUCUGAAAGUGACCAGAAGUGUUUUAGCAUUACUUAAAAAGUAAUGUCACAAAUCUGACAAUGUCAUUUUAACAUCAAUGUAAACAAAAAUGAAAACAUUUUAUGCCAGUAUUUAAAUGCCAAAAACUCUUUGCUCGAAAAUAUAUAGUUAUAUCAACCUAAAUCUGAACAUCAGGAACAUCCAGGAAAACAACAACACCUGAAACUAGGGCUGGACGAUUAGUUAUUUUUGUUAUUUUAUCUUUGUUAUUAAAAAACUACAAACAAUAGGACAAAUUAUUACUUGAAAUAGCAUUGAAGUAAGAAACAAUACAGACACUGAAUGAUCAAAUGGUUUUCGAGGUCUCGACGAGGAACCGCUUCUCCCCUCUUCGCGAGGCGGAACGCGACACCGUAGUCAUCGGUGACUCUAUCGUUCGUCACGUCCACGCUACCUCAGCUAAAGGUAAGGUGCGCAGUCACUGUUUUCCUGGUGCUCGUGUCCUCGAUGUCUCUGCGCAGGUUCCCGCGAUCCUGAAUGGCGCUGAGAGCAUCGGCGCUGUUGUUCUGCACGCGGGGGUGAACGACACCAGGCUGCGGCAGACGGAGGUGCUGAAGCAGGACUUCAGGAGCCUGAUCGAGACGGUACGAGCCACAUUGCCCGCGACGAGGAUCAUCGUGUCCGGACCGCUUCCGACGUACCGACGUGGACAUGAAAGGUUCAGUAGAUUAUUUGCUUUAAAUGAAUGGUUAAUGUCUUGGUGUACUGAACAGAAGCUGCUCUUUAUAAAUAAUUGGAAUCUUUUCUGGGAGCAACCUAGGCUCUUCCGUGCUGAUGGCCUGCACCCCAGCAGAAUCAGAGCUGAUCUUCUGUCGGAGAACAUCUCCAUGAUGCUUUGCACCGUAUGACUAGUAAGUCAAACCUCAAAU